GUCAGGAUUUCUCAACCAAUCGUGUAGCCCUGUAGGCGGGACUUGCUGGACGUUUUCCCAAGUAUCAUCACUACGUCCCAUGGAUUGACUUGUUUGUUGUUGAGCAAGAUGGAGUUUCUUUUGGGAAAUCCUUAUAGUACCCCUGUUGGACAUUGCAUCGAGAGAGCCACUGAUGGCUCUUUGCAAAGUGAAGACUGGACCCUCAACAUGGAAAUAUGUGAUAUCAUCAAUGAAACAGAGGAUGGGCCAAAAGAUGCCAUUAGAGCAGUGAAGAAGAGGCUUAAUGGCAACCGGAACUACCGGGAAGUAAUGCUAACGUUAACGGUCCUAGAGACGUGUGUAAAGAACUGUGGCCAUCGUUUUCAUGCUUUAGUCACUAGCAGGGAUUUUGUUGAAGGUGUGCUUGUUAAAAUAAUUUCCCCCAAAAACAACCCGCCUACCAUCGUCCAAGAUAAAGUACUCGCUCUGAUUCAGGCAUGGGCUGAUGCAUUCAGAAGCACUUCAGAUCUUACUGGCGUGGUUCAAGUCUAUGAGGAACUAAAGAGGAAAGGCAUUGAGUUCCCCACGUCAGAAAUGGAGACUCUUUCACCUAUACACACACCUCAGCGGACUGCAUCUGCUCCAGAGGGUGAUUCUACCCUACAGAAGUACAGCACCCCUGCUCAACCCACACCGCAUGGUAAUCCUCCAGCCUAUACCAGCCCUCAGGUCCCCAACAUUCAUGCCUCUGGGUCCAUCAAUCCUACCCCUGAACAGAUUAGUCGGCUGCGAAGUGAGCUGGACAUUGUUCGUGGAAACACAAAAGUGAUGUCAGAGAUGUUGACUGAAAUGGUCCCAGGACAGGAGGACACUUCAGACUAUGAGCUACUACAGGAGCUCAACAGAACUUGUAGAGCCAUGCAACAGAGAAUAGUGGAGCUCAUCUCCUGUGUGUCCAAUGAGGCAGUGACUGAGGAGCUGCUGCACGUCAAUGAUGACCUCAACAACAUUUUUCUUCGCUAUGAGAGGUAUGAGAGGUUUAGGUCUGGGAGGUCUUCAGCUCAGAGUGUCAACAAUGGGAUGCUAAGUGAAGCUACAGAGGACAACCUCAUAGACCUCGGUCCAGGCUCACCAGCAGUGGUUAGCAACAUGGGGAACGCAACUCCAAGCAGCCUGCCUACCACCGUCGCAGCCCCGGCCGCUGGGCCCUCCUCUCCAGCCACCUUGGCCUCUCGCCUGGCUGGUCUUGACGUGGGUGCAGACAGUGUGAGCAGUACCCUGAGCUCCCUGUCCAGCCGUAAGCCUCCACCUGCCCAGGACGACUUUGAUGUGUUCGCCCAAACCAGAACCGGUGCCGUGUCUGAACCACAAAAGACAACUACAAUAGAAAACGCUCCUUCCAGCCUUCCUCCCACCCUGGAUGUGCUUCGCCCAACUGCAGGAACGGGUGUCGGUGGCCAGUCCUCUGUCAUGGAUGACAUAGAGGAGUGGCUGUGUACAGAUGUGAAAGGAGAUGAAGCCGAGGAGGGUGUGACAAGUGAAGAAUUUGACAAGUUUCUUGAAGAGCGAGCGAAAGCCGCAGAACUGGCCCCCGGUCUACCGACGCCACCCAGUAGCAACCCAGCUGCACCGCAGGGAACCCCCAGCCGCAAGAAGCCGGACAGACCGGAGGACUCUUUGUUUGCCAUGUAAACCUUCCGCUCUUUGACUUCUGACUUAAAAACCAUAAAACCCACUGAGCUGAGCAACAUCACCUGAGAAUGGAGUGACCUGAUACUUAAGUGCACCCGCAUCUGCUCUGAUCCACCACCACCACACGCUUCAGUUACACUACAGAGAUUUGUACACACUAUCCUCUUUAAAAAGGGAAUAAAUGAUGUCUGAUAAUUUCGUACUAGGAAGGCUCACCAGACAAAGGUUUUGUAGGAUAAUGUGUGUUUUGAUAAAGCACUAGACAAGGAAUCUCACCCACAUGACCAGUGUCACACACAAUUAGUCAGCCUCCUGACAUCCCACCUCUUGUUGUGGACUGCAGAGCUUCACGUUGCAGCUAAUUUUGAUUUUGAACAUAGAUAGGGAAUUAAUUUCCUAUGCAAGCCCUCCAAGCAUUAGAACAAUCCAACUUGACAGAAUCCCACCAACAGAACAUUGGUGGCUACCGCGGAGCUGCCAUACAUAGAUAUUGUUUUGGUAUUUAUAUUAGUCCCUUUGCCAGUCAGUCUGAGUUGUAAAUCUGUAAAUGAGUAGUGUGUAUAUUUAUGCCACAGUGUGUAUGAAAGAGUAACUUUAAUGUAGUGUUUGUUAGCAGUUUAUUUUUCCUUCUUUGAGCAGGUUUGUUUGUCCAGCUGCUCUAACAUUAGGGAUGUACCUCACUGUGAGCAGAAUUUAAUUUUGUAAAGAUACAAAUCUAGUUUUUUGAUUGGUGUCCCAUCACACCAUGCCCAUAAAUGCAUCGUAUUACCUCUAAACCUGUCUGAAGAUUUAUUAAGAUUAUUUUUGAUGUGAUUUCAUUGGCCUGAACCUGCUGUAAUCAUUCCCAUUUGCUGAAUAUUACUUUCUUAUAUAUGCUGAAGGUGGAUGCAGAGAUGUUUUUGUGUCAUUUAUUGUAAUGACAGUGAGUGGUGAUGCUAUUUUAUUGGAGUCCCAGUCGAAGUUGCUGUCAAGCUUCCACUAGUUAGUUUUAACAUAUGGUUGUACGUUGUACUGUAUUUUUUCUAGUCUACAGAUCAUAUGUCUGAUGUCGUUUGACAAAAAUCUAGAAUAAUUAGUCUGUUCCAACCCUGUCUGCUCCCUUCUUUAAUUCCAAAUUCAGCGCUUCAUAUCCAGUAACAAGUCUUCAGUAUUGCACUACAGAAGCUAUUUGCACAUUACGUUUGUGCAUUUCACUUUGGCUCUUUUUCCUGACACCUUAAGAGGUCUGACCUUUCAGCGUGACAUUUGUUUUCAGAAACAAGCUUGCCACAGAUGUCACGCUACAAAUGAGACAUUUUAUUCUUUUGUCAGUAACAAUUGCGACAUGUUACGCAGUCACAUUGAGCUCAGAACGAGUGCACUUUGACGGCCGUGCUACCUUUUCGUGCUGUAAAUCAGCUUACACUCAAGCAGAUCUGAGCUUAAGAAAUGUAUGAGUAGGGUAAAUAAUUUAUUUCAAAAUCACUAUUUUAAAUCAUUUUGUUGUUUAAAUGGGGAAUGGACUGAAUGUAACCAGACAGUGCAGAGCAGAUUAUCAUUGACUUGUGUUUGUAAGCGAGGAUCUCGCCAGUUUUCUCACUUGUCUCAUAAAGUGUAUAUUUGUGUAAUAGAUGCAAAAGUUCAUACUUCUUUUAACUAACUAGCAUAUGACAAAACAAGCGGUUAACGUUUGACGAAGCAUCAACAUUGCACAUUGUGGAAGGGAAGCUUCCUCUCUCCUAUUUUUUUUUGUUUUCGUGUUCUAUGUAAAUGUGUGAUGGCUGUUCUGUAACACAAAGAUUUUUAUCUCAGUUAAUUUUUUUUAAGGAGUACAUGUUGUGCUCUCCUGUUUGACACAGCCUUGGUUUGCUUCACUGGGACCUCUGUCAGUGAUUUGUAAUGGAGUCAUCUCAGAUCUGUUUUACAAGGGUGCAGUAUGUGUCUUUGCGUGUCACUGGAGAGUAUGGAAAUAUGCUGAUAAGGCAGGCUGUGCUGUGUGAUUGCUAAUCUCUGAGUUGCCUCAGCUCACAUUUGUCUUUGUGUUGCUUGACUUAUGCAUGAACUCUAAUAAAGCAUUAGUGUAUCA
This is a messenger RNA of Betta splendens (Siamese fighting fish), 3736 nucleotides long. It is a transcript of the gene tom1l2b, whose product is annotated as target of myb1 like 2 membrane trafficking protein. Gene Ontology annotation, molecular function: clathrin binding; phosphatidylinositol binding; ubiquitin binding. Gene Ontology annotation, biological process: signal transduction. Gene Ontology annotation, cellular component: membrane; endosome. The record is from RefSeq and is a predicted model, not a curated record. The transcript has 15 exons. Lineage: Eukaryota; Metazoa; Chordata; Actinopteri; Anabantiformes; Osphronemidae. Bases 109 to 1671 code for a protein of 520 amino acids.